This is a messenger RNA of Pyricularia grisea, 948 nucleotides long. RefSeq lists its product as uncharacterized. The coding region runs from base 1 to 948 and encodes 315 amino acids. The transcript has a single exon. Gene Ontology annotation, biological process: polyketide metabolic process. Lineage: Eukaryota; Fungi; Ascomycota; Sordariomycetes; Magnaporthales; Pyriculariaceae. The record is from RefSeq and is a predicted model, not a curated record.
AUGCCAAUCGAAAGCGCAUUUCGUUCAUUCAUCGAACAUGUCAACCUGGGCCGCUGGGACGAACUCGCUCAGUACGUGCCUCAGGAGGGCCGAGUCACUUACAACAGGCGCGAGUACCAUGGAGACGAGUUUUUGAUGCGCAUGCGGGAACGGAUCGGUGCUCUUCCUGAUGGAGCCUUUGAAGUCGACACGUCCAUAGGCGAUGAGGAAGCUCAGGUAGUCGCCGUGAGAAUAAUAUGGCGCACUAUCGUCCCCGAGGGCGAGGACAUGGAGUUCAUGCCGGGGCUGGAAGGGAUCGUGUUGUCUGGCGGUGGUGGUGGGCGCGGCAGCAGUGUCUCGGCGAAACAACGGCUUACUGGGGUGCAUCAUCUUUUCUGCUGGCUGAAGGACGGGCAGGUGUCGGAUAUCGAGACGAUUGGAGACGUUGACGGCGUCUUUCUGGACGAUGACGUCUCGUCCACCACAGACUCGACGGCAGUAUCCGUAUCAGACGACGCUUCGACUCGUUCCACUUCCAAAGCGGACCUUUCAAGCAAUUACCGCGCUUACAUCGACUGCAUCAACAAACGGACCAUGGAGGCCGACCUGCCACGAUUCUGCCAUUCCUCGGUAUGGCAUAACAACCGCCAGCUCUCGCUAUCCCAAUACAGGCUCUUGAUGGAGGACGCCCAGCGCGCCAUUCCAGAUAUUCGAUUCGACGUGCAAUCGCUCAUUGUCGACGAAGAUUCCCAACGGCUGGCGGUGCGGCUCGAGUUCACCGGCGUCCCGGCUCUGAAAUGGGCAGGGGUUGAGCCCAGCGGCAAAGCGGUCGCCUUUUCAGAGCACGUAUUCUACUGGCUUCAAGAUGGCAGGAUUCACAAGGUGCUGAGCCUUGUUGAUCUUGCUACUUAUAGAGAGCAAGUGCGAGGCUUGGGGUUGAGGUCACCACCGAUAGUCAGGGACCAAUAA